UUUUCAAAUCCCCUCUAAUUAUAACGUAGGACACCCAUACCAAAAUCCGGUCACAUCUCGUCAGGCUGUUAAAAGGCUAGGCAACGUUUUCCAACCGGGUCAUCAAGGGAGCAUCGACGGACAUUGACAGUGCAAUACCAGAGAAAGUCAACGUCUACAGUAAGCAGCGGUACGUCUACAAAAAGCAGUGGUACGUCUACAGAAAGCAUUGGCAAGUCUACAGAAAGCACUGGCAAGUCUACAGAAAGCACUGGCAGGUCUACAAAAAGCACUGGUUUGUCUACAGAAAGCACUGGCAAUUCUACAAAAAGCACUAGCAAGUCUACGUAAAGAAAUAAUAACUCUACAAGCACAGGUACCUCUCGAGACCUUCAGGCAACAUUUCAACAUGCUUUUUAGACGUUAUACAUAUAAGAUUGUAUUGAUCUUGAUUUGGUCUGUUGUGUUUCUCUGGUGGUACACUACACGACAUGGCGGUCUUGAUGGAGUACUUUCAGAUCACUCAACUCAAAUCCGGAAUGACGCGGGACCUUUACUACCAGACACCACAGGAUGUGUUCCUAAUAUAGCGGCUGAUCCGUCAGUUGAUUCCAGUGCAAAGUUUUAUUCAGUUUGGAAAGACUCAGUAAAAGAUGUACAAAAAAGGGAGGGUAUAAUAAGGAAAAUUAUUUUUUGGACAAAGUUAUGGAAAAAACACUUAAACGUUUUCAUGCCAGGAAAAGAAGGCAAACUGUGUCCAACGUUACCACAGUGUAUUUUUACAACAAGCGCAGAAAAUCUUAAAAAUGCUGAUGCUGUGGUCUUCGAAAACAGUCAACUACCAGGUACGUACAUCAAGUCAGAAAUGCCACUGACACGUUCGCCACAUCAACAAUGGAUCUGGUUUAUUUCUGAAUGCCCGAACUACCUGACAAUUGACCUGAACUCAUAUAGUGGUGUUUUCAACUGGACCAUUACGUACAGGACUGACUCUGAUGUGUCAGGAGCCUGGGGAUCUCUACACAUGGUUUACAGCAGACUUAAAGGAGCUGAUCUUGAUCCUAACACAGACUAUUCAGUAGGAAAAACUAAGCUUGUUGUCUGGUUUAUCAGUAAAUGUUCAUCAAGAGCUCAACGUAUUUUGUAUGCAAAUGAAUUAAUCAAGCAUAUACAUGUUGACAUCUUUGGCAAAUGUGGAAGAAUUGUUUGUGAGAAGCAGGACUUCGCGUGCACAGUACAAUACAUUCGGCAAUACAAGUUCUAUCUCGCGUUUGAAAAUAUGAAGUGUAAAGAAUACAUAACUGAAAAGUUCUGGAGACAUGCUUUAACUAAUAACGUUGUUCCAGUUGUGUUAGGGGCACCUAAGAAAGAUUAUGAAUACUUGACUCCUCCGAACUCAUUUAUUCAUGUGGAUGACUUUGAGUCACCAAAAGCCUUAGCUGACUACCUGAAGCUACUCGAUACAGACUCAGAGAUGUACAAUCAGUACUUCAAAUGGAAGACUAACCCCCCAAAAAGCAUCCCUUUGGAUAACGGGGUGUGGUGUAAUCUAUGUCGGAAGCUCAUCCGGAUAUGCCCUGAUACAAGAAAGAUGUAUACUAACCUUGACAAAUGGUACAGAGGUGAGAACAAUGAUCAAUGCGUCCCGUUACGUAAUGGGACGUAUCAUGAGGUGCAGUUUGCAUCCAAUACCAAUGAUCUAUAG
Messenger RNA from Branchiostoma belcheri (Belcher's lancelet), 1684 nucleotides. Its product is annotated as glycoprotein 3-alpha-L-fucosyltransferase A-like. The transcript is spliced from 2 exons. The record is from RefSeq and is a predicted model, not a curated record. Gene Ontology annotation, molecular function: alpha-(1->3)-fucosyltransferase activity. The coding region runs from base 389 to 1684 and encodes 431 amino acids. Gene Ontology annotation, cellular component: membrane. NCBI's taxonomy places the organism in Eukaryota, Metazoa, Chordata, Leptocardii, Amphioxiformes, Branchiostomatidae.